CUGUCAUGGCGUCUCCCUUGAAGGGGGUUUGGUGCUGGAGAAAGUAGCCGCUGUCAUUUAUCAACUACCUCGCGCGUGCAGUGCAGCUAACCCCGACCGAAGAGGCUUUUAGGAGCGGGUAGUUACCAUGGGCACCGUCCAUGCUAAGAGUCUGGAUCCUCUCCCGAUGCAUGGCCGGGACUUGGGUAUCCACCCUGAUGACCUGGUGGAACCUCCAGAACCGGAGCAGGAGUCCAAGCAGGAGAUCCUGGAAAACAAAGAUGUGGUCGUCCAGCAUGUCAACAUCCAGGGUCUUGGAAGAACUAAAGAGGACCUGCUCGGCUAUGAGAUCUCUGAGGUUUUCCACGCCAAAAACCUCAUCGACGUGAUGAAGAAAUCUCACGUCGCCAGACAGAAGCUGCUCCGCCUGGGAAUCUUCAAAGAGGUGGAGGUCCUGAUCGAUACAUCUGAAGGUUCGGACGCUUUGCCCAACGGACUGAAUGUAACUUUUGAGGUGACGGAGGUCAAAAGGCUGACGGGAAGCUACAACACCAUGGUUGGCAACAAUGAAGGAAGCAUGGUGCUGGGUCUGAAGUUGCCCAACAUGUUUGGUCGAGCGGAGAAACUCACCUUCCAGUUCUCCUACGGGACCAAGGAGACGUCCUACGGCCUGUCCUUCUUCAAGCCCCAGCCUGGGCACUUUGAGCGCAACCUCACCCUCAACAUGUACAAAGUCACCGGUCAGUUCCCAUGGAGCUCCUUAAAGGAGACCGACAGAGGCGCAUCUGCAGAAUUGAAUUUUCCUCUGGGGAGGACCAACCACACGCUGAAGUGGGAGGGUGUAUGGCGGGAGCUGGGCUGCCUGGCACGCAGUGCGUCCUUCGCCGUGCGAGAGGAGAGCGGACACUCGCUGAAAUCUGCCCUCUCGCACACUGUGUCAAUCGAUUCAAGAAAUUCCGCCAUUUUCCCCAGCCGGGGUGCCUUACUUCGGAUCAACCAGGAACUGGCUGGGUACACAGGAGGAGACGCCAGCUUCCUGAAGGAGGAUUUUGAGCUGCAGCUCAACAGACGGCUCUUCUGGGACUCGGUCUUGUCUGCGUCUCUGUGGGGGGGAAUGCUUUGUCCCAUCGGACGACAGCCGUCCUGCAUCGCUGACAGGUUCUACCUCGGAGGUCCCACCAGUGUGCGAGGGUUUGGGAUGUACAGCAUCGGGCCGCAGAGUGAAGGUGACUAUCUGGGUGGAGAGGCGUACUGGGCCGGCGGUCUCCACCUCUAUACUCCGCUGCCCUUCAGACCGGGCAAGGGCGGCUUCGGAGACCUUUUCAGAACUCACUUCUUCCUUAACGCGGGCAACCUCUGCAACCUCAACUAUGGCGACGGUCCCCGGGCGCACCUUCAGAAGCUGGCUGAAUGUAUCCGCUGGUCGUACGGAGCGGGCAUCGUGCUGCGGCUCGGCAACAUCGCCAGACUGGAGCUCAACUACUGUGUUCCCAUGGGAGUCCAGAGCGGAGACAGGAUAUGUGACGGUGUCCAGUUCGGAGCAGGGAUUCGCUUCCUGUGACCUUAUCACUCCACUGCCCUCGAUGCUCCAGCAGAGGCUGCGACAUGAGAAAGGGCCUUGUUGUUUGUCACCUGUAACUUGUUGUAGAGUGUGUAACACUAGCAUGGGUCCCUUGUCCUGGAGAGACGUGCCUGAGACCCCCCCAAACCUAUUGACAUGCACUGGUCGAGGCUUUUGAACAACAAAGUGCCAGCGCUGGGCCAUAAAACUAGCGAAACUUUUGUGCAGUACAAACGGUUUGGUUUAAAUUUUUCAGCGCUGGUACCUUGUCUGUGUGGGGAAAAAAGUCAUCUAUCGGUGAUUUCACCCACUGUGUUUCCUGGGGUGACACAAAAUAAAUUAUUUUCCAGAAUGUUAAAGAGAUUUCGGGCAUGUUCCCUGUUUGCCUUCCAGGAAAGCUUCUGAUCUAGGAGAACGACUUGUUAGUGAUUUACUUUUGACACCACGCACUCCCUUGUCGUGAUGGGAGGGAUCAUACCGAUAAAGGCACUUUUUAAUCAAAGCAGUGGUGUCGGAAGGGAAUCCAAACCUUCAUGCCAAAGCAGUUGUCUGAUGUGAAGAACGGCGGGUCAACCUCUCGAGGUUGGAAACCCCUCCACCCCCACCCACUCUCCUGAGCAACAUCCACCACCAGUGCUCUUACCGUUGGUCCUCUUUUUUUUGAUGUUGUUGAAGCUAUUCACGAAUAAAUCCCAGCUGCUCCCCU
Anarrhichthys ocellatus (wolf-eel) is the source of this 2246-nucleotide messenger RNA. It is a transcript of the gene samm50l, whose product is annotated as sorting and assembly machinery component 50 homolog, like. Lineage: Eukaryota; Metazoa; Chordata; Actinopteri; Perciformes; Anarhichadidae. Bases 128 to 1540 code for a protein of 470 amino acids. The record is from RefSeq and is a predicted model, not a curated record. Gene Ontology annotation, cellular component: outer membrane. The transcript has 15 exons. Gene Ontology annotation, biological process: protein insertion into mitochondrial outer membrane; mitochondrial respiratory chain complex assembly.